AUGGCUGUAGAACAGGCUAGCAAUGGCACAAUGUUCAGCAGAAGACAGGUUGAGAUAAUAUCGGGGCUUGUAGCCGGGUUUUCGACCACCAUCGUGAUGCAUCCAUUAGACUUGAUUAAAAUAAGAUUGCAGCUAUCACCGGAAAUCAACACCAAGCGAUUCAAGUCAUUGAUAGAUGUCAUAUCCAAGAUCAAUACGUCGGCAACUACUGAUUUCCACCAAUAUAAACAAGCACAUCAUUCGUCAGGCAUAAAAAGUGCUAUUCUCGGGCGAUAUAAGCUCCCACAUACGGUAUUACAGUACUAUAGGGGAAUAGGACCUAAUAUCGGAGGAAACAUCGUGGGGUGGUCAUUAUAUUUCACAUUGUAUGCUGAAUUUAAACGGUUGAUUGAUUUUUCAAGUCCCACUGCCAACUACUUCACGUCGUCCACGGCAGCAGGAGUGACGACUGGAUUAUUGACCAAUCCAAUCUGGGUGUUGAAGACAAGAAUAUUGGGAACCACUAGGAGUGAUACAGGUGCAUACAGAUCCGUCACCGAUGGGGUAAAAAACAUGCUACAGAAAGAAGGAAUCCGCAGUUUCUGGAAGGGAACCAUUCCCGGGUUGUUCCUGGUAUUCCAGGCCAGUUUGCAAUUUACCUUCUACGAUCAUUUCAAACAGUACCAGCUCUCCAAAAAAUCUUCCACCACCGAUACUUUAUCCACGGGCGAGUACAUUGCCUCGUCUGCUGCAUCUAAGAUCUUGAGUACCAUAAUCGCGUACCCGAGCCAGGUCAUCAAGUCUAGACUACAGAACUCCACCACCGAAUACAAAUCUGUAAUAUCCACGUGUAAAGACGUCUGGCAUAACGAGGGCCACUGGCGUGGAUUCUACAAGGGUGUUGGCACCAAUAUGCUUCGGGUUGUGCCCGCCACUUGCAUCACUUUCGUAUCGUACGAGACAGCAAAGGAUAUAUUGUCCCAUAUGUAA
Molecule: messenger RNA, 969 nt
Organism: Debaryomyces hansenii CBS767
Lineage: Eukaryota; Fungi; Ascomycota; Pichiomycetes; Serinales; Debaryomycetaceae
Product: flavin adenine dinucleotide transporter
Exons: 1
Coding region: 1-969 (322 amino acids)
Biological process (GO): folate import into mitochondrion; nucleotide transport
Cellular component (GO): mitochondrion
Molecular function (GO): FAD transmembrane transporter activity; folic acid transmembrane transporter activity
Source: RefSeq, a predicted model, not a curated record